AUGGUUCGAAUUAAAGAAAGGUACAUUUUGGUGCAAGUGCGAUGCAACGACAAACCAGCCGACGAAUCUGUGGCCAUCUCAUCCACUACCAUGUACCAUCAGCUCUGCGGACAGGUGGAACGAUAUUACGGCGAGUUUGGAAUAGCGAGUAUGUUGCACCUGCGCGUAGUUUAUUUUAAUGACAAAACGCACCUUUGCAUAAUACAAUCGAGGCACGGACCGCAUCGGUUUAUCACCAGCAUUUUACCUUUAAUUACUACCGCCGGCACACAGAUGGCCCGAUAUCGCAUCCUCUACGUGGGAGCUACUGUGAAGCAGUGUCAGAAAUUUAUUAUAAAAUAUCAGCAGCGUUACAUUAACAAAACUAUCGGCAACUAUCGGGGGGAGAUGCAGAAACAGCAGUUGAUUGCCGAUGUGACCAAAAUGGCGAAACUGUAA
Anopheles maculipalpis is the source of this 438-nucleotide messenger RNA. RefSeq names its product ribonuclease P/MRP protein subunit POP5 (gene Pop5). The record is from RefSeq and is a predicted model, not a curated record. Gene Ontology annotation, molecular function: ribonuclease P RNA binding. The transcript is spliced from 3 exons. Gene Ontology annotation, cellular component: ribonuclease P complex. The coding region runs from base 1 to 438 and encodes 145 amino acids. NCBI's taxonomy places the organism in Eukaryota, Metazoa, Arthropoda, Insecta, Diptera, Culicidae. Gene Ontology annotation, biological process: tRNA 5'-leader removal.